AAUCUCUCUUUGAUGUAAUCAGUGUGUGAGUGAAAAGUUUGAAUGUUUGUUUAAUAUAAUUUAAUCAGUUGUCUGUGUGGCAAAGAGUGAAAAGGUUGAAUCUUUCCUAAUAUAAUCAGUGAAAAGGUUGAAUCUUUCUUUAUAUAAUCUCUGUGUGUGGUGGAGAGUGAAUAGAUUGAAUGGUUUUUGAUAUAAUCAGUUGUGUCUCUCUUUGUGUGUGUGUGUGGCAGAAAGUGAAAGAUUUAAUCUUUCUUGAUGUAAUAGAUCAUUUUCUUUUGUGUAUGUGUAUCAGAGUGAAGGAUUUUGAAUCUUUCUUGAUAUAAUCAGUUUAUUUUUGUGUUUGUGUGUGUGUCAAAGAGUGAAAGUUUGAAUCUUUCUUUGAUAAAAUCAGUUUAUUUUUGUGUAAGCGUGGCAGAGUGAAAAGAUUCAUUCUUUGUUGAUAUAAUUAGUCACUGUUGAAUUUCUGAAAUUUGGUUGAGACUCUGCUGGUUUUGAGGAUUAAUGAAACGCUUAUGAUUUCUUCAAUCUGGGAUUCUUUGUUGCAUACUGGUUACUUUUGGAAAUUUGUGUUUCAGUUUUUUAGCUUUGUAUUCUUGCUCUUCCAUAUACAUCCAAUUGAAGAAAUUUAGCUUUCAUUUUUUUUGUUUGUGUGUGUGGUGUGUAUGUGUGUGGUGGGUGAGGCAGAGAGUGAAAAGAUUGAAUCUAACUUUAUAUAAUCCAUUACUACUGUAGAAUAUCCGAAUUUGGUUGAGAGUUUUGAGAAAGGAUUAGUGGAAAUACUUUUUAUUUUUAGAACGGAGCAACAUCUUACUUGAAUUUGUGAAUGGAACGCUUAAGGAUUCUUUGUUGCAAAGGAGAACUGAACCUACUGGUUUCAUUUGCGAUGUAUCGACUGACGGAAUAUGGUGCUACAUAGUGUUUUGGGUGGUGGGAAGACCAGACACAAGAUGGAAUCUGUUAAAGAAGAGACUUAUGGGAGCCUGUCCGUCUUGUUCUUCUGCCUCCGGCAUAUCAUAUUAUCGUGCUGAGUUGUCUCCUAGGCCUCCUGAAGUAUUCCUCUUGACGUUCUGUUGCAACGAUCGAAGGGGCCUUUUGCAUGAUGUGACGGCAGUACUUUCCGAGCUUGAGCUUACAAUAAAGAAGGUGAAAGUAUCCACUACUCCAGAUGGAAAAGUGAUGGACCUGUUCUUCAUCACUGACACAAGAGAACUUCUACAUACAAAGAAGAGACAAGAAGACACACAUUACCAGUUGAAAUCUGUUCUGGGCGAUGCCAUGAUAAGUUGUGACAUAGAAAUGGUCGGGUCUGAAAUCACCGAAUGCUCUCAAGGACCAUCGUUCCUUCCUCAAGAAAUUGUCGAGGACAUGUUUAGCUUCGAAAUACUUCAUGAGCAACUGAGUACAUCUCUUGCCUGCAAUAAAGCGAUUAUCACCGUCGAUAAUUUGAUGAGCCCUGGUCAUACUCUCAUCAAGAUUGCUUGCCAAGAUCACAAAGGUCUUCUGUAUGACAUAAUGAGGACACUGAAAGACUACAAUAUUCAGAUAUCAUAUGGGCGAUUCGCUGCAAAAACUAAAACAGAAUGUGAGCUUGACUUGUUCAUAAUGCAAGCAGAUGGCAAGAAAAUAGUGGACCAUAGCAAGUUGAAUGGUUUGUGCUCACGUCUUCAAAUGGAACUAUGUCGCCCUCUUAGAGUGUCAUUGAUGAACCGAGGUCCUGAUGCAGAAUUACUGGUUGCAAACCCUGUAGAGUUAUCCGGCAAGGGUCGACCGAUUGUCUUUUAUGACAUUACACUGGCGCUCAAGAUGCUUAAUAUUGGCAUCUUUUCGGCUGAAGUAGGGAGAUAUCAGAUUGGUGAUCGAGAAUGGGAAAUUUACCGUGUCUUACUAGACGAAGGGAAUGGCUCGGGUCCCUCGAGGAACAAGAUUGUGGAAGCUGUUUGGAAUAUGUUGAUGGGUUGGGAGUAAACAACUAGUGAAUAUGUACAGUUCCUGUGUUCAUUGCUAAAAGGCCUCAUUUGACUCAAUGUAUAUACAGUGUAUAUAAGUGUAUUAAUGUAGAGGUAAAAAAAAAAAAUUGUGUCUGUCAAGUUUCAAUGCAAGAUUUUGCAAGGCUAAUCUUGUAGAAUCAUGUGAGAAAUGUAAGAAGUUAAAAAGACUUCUUUUUAUAAAGUUAUAGUGUUUGUAGAAGUUGUAUGUACAGAUUAUUUAGUACCAUAACCUUUUGGUUGAGUAUUAGCACCAA
Molecule: messenger RNA, 2242 nt
Organism: Solanum pennellii
Lineage: Eukaryota; Viridiplantae; Streptophyta; Magnoliopsida; Solanales; Solanaceae
Product: ACT domain-containing protein ACR10
Exons: 6
Coding region: 973-1965 (330 amino acids)
Source: RefSeq, a predicted model, not a curated record